AUGGAAGUCAAUACCAUUAUUAAUAUGGGCUUUUUUAUUCGCGAUCUUCAUCAACAAAUUCAGCGCUUAUACCAACAACAAAUUACUAAAUACCAUCAGAAACCAUUCAUAGUUUACCGCGGACAAGGUUUAUCAAAAGAAAAUUUCGAAAAAUUACAAAAAUCAGAAGGUGGUUUAAUAUCUUUCAAUAACUUUUUAUCCACUAGUACAGAAAAAGACAUAUCUCUCGUAUUUGCCCGAAGUGCGUCCGAAAAGAUGGACAUGAUCGGCAUUGUUUUCAAGAUGUUAGUUGAUCCUCGUAUUAAAUCAGUGCCAUUUGCCUUCAUCACGGAAGUGAGUUCGUUUGAUGGAGAAGACGAAGUUCUCUUUUCAAUGCAUACCGUCUUUCGAGUGGGUGCAAUUCAACAAAUGGAUAAUAAUAAUCAACUUUAUCAAGUUGAAUUAAAAUUAACGUCGGAUGAUGAUCAACAACUACGAUUACUUACUGAUUGGAUACGAGAAGAAGCUGCUGGUAUUACUGGAUGGCAACGAUUAGGUCACUUAUUGCUUAAAAUUGGUCAAUUUAAUCAAGCUGAAGAACUUUAUAAUGGAUUACUCGAACAGGCAUCUGAUGAGAGUGAAAAAGCGCUUUAUUAUAACCAGCUUGGAGGUGUCCAUUUUAAUCAAGGUAAUUAUAAGAAGGCUGCUCGGUAUUUCGAACAAGGACUUGAAAUCUGCCAAACAGCUCUUCCUUCAAAACAUUCUCAUUUGGCUACUUCAUGCAACAACAUCGGUAGUGUGUAUAAAAAGAUGGGCGAGUACUCGAAAGCACUUUUAUUCUAUGAAAAAGAUUUUGAAAUCUGCCAAAAAACUCUUCCUUCAGAUCAUCCGAAGUUGGCUACUUCAUGUAACAACAUUGGUAGUGUAUAUAAAAAGAUGGGGGACUAUUCCAAAGCAUUAUUAUUUUACGGAAAAGCACUUGAAAUCUGUCGAAAAGCUCUUCCUCCAAAUCAUCCUCAUUUAGCUAUUUCAUGCAACAACAUCGGUUUAGUGUAUGACAACAUGGGCGAGUACUCGAAAGCACUUUCAUAUUUAGAACGUGCUCUGAACAUAUGGCAACGUGCAUUACCUCCAACUCAUCCUGAUAUUAAAAGUGUGAAACAAAGUAUCGAAAUUGUAAAAGUACAAAUUAUAAAGAAUAUGUGA
Molecule: messenger RNA, 1185 nt
Organism: Adineta steineri
Lineage: Eukaryota; Metazoa; Rotifera; Eurotatoria; Adinetida; Adinetidae
Source: the annotation of a GenBank genome assembly